AUGGGUUAUCAACCGGACUAUGAAAAUCCCGCAUUGCAGGCGUUGGCUGCUGAUAUGCACGCUAAUCUUGGUUGCUAUUUGAUUGGAUGUGUGCUCAAUCUUAUUUUAAUGGCUAUCCUAGGAAUGCAAUGUCUAGACUACUACAACCCUCCUGACAUUAUUUUAGAGUUCUUUCCCAAUGACUCUAAACUCAACAAGGGCGUUGUAGGUGUUUUAUUCGUAGCGGGGUUUUUUCAGAGUGCAUGUUUCUUUGAGAUGCUCUAUCACCCAUUUAUCAACGGUUUCGGAGAUCUUAGAGUUUGGAAUGAUACCAGAUGGACUUGGUGGUCUGAGCCUGUUGUCUCGUCGAUCAUUGCUGUCUUUUGUCAAGCAUUCUUCUUGAACAGAUGCUGGAAAGUCACAAAAUCGUGGAUUGUCUUGAUUGUUGCGCUUACUGGUAUGGUUGCAGCAAUUGCUUUUGGUGUUGCAUGCACGUACUAUUUGGCAAAAUUUGUUGACUUCACAAACUCCAACUUCAUCGAAUCCAAGAUCUGCGCAAGCGCCUGGCUAGCUUUCUCGACUGCAACGGAUAUAUGGAUUUCAGUCUUCUUGGUUAUACAUCUUUACCGUGAAAGAAAGAGACAUGCUGGAUUCUCGACCACAGACCGCAUUAUCGCAUCUGUUUUGGCAUACACCCUUAAGACAGCUUCAUUAACAAGUAUCUGGGUGGUUAUCAACUUGAUUCUUUAUUGCGGUGUUACCACGAAUUUUGCGUGGAGUAUCUUCCAGUUCAAUAUGGGUAAGGUUUACAGUAUCUCUGUGCUUUACACAUUGCUCUCAAGAAUUGAUGUUCGUAAGAUUCUUUCCGUGCACAAUGUUCAAGUCAGUUCAUCGAGAGGGAGAUCAAACGACGUUGAUCACGCAAACUCCGCCAUACACAUUAGAACAGAGGUCGAGCGUGAUUAUGAGCUGGACGACAAAACAGUCCCACCUAAACUGCAAAUCGCUCCACCAUUACAAAGGGAGACUUCGAGAUCAACAGCAAGAUACUCUGAUUCUGAACCAGACGCAGAACUUGGUUUCCAUCACAGAGGCCCACAGGAUUCAAUCGUCGAUGACGAUCGCUCAACUCGUGCUCUCAGAUACAAUGCAAAUAGUCCAUUCUAG
Messenger RNA from Wallemia mellicola CBS 633.66, 1146 nucleotides. RefSeq lists its product as hypothetical. Lineage: Eukaryota; Fungi; Basidiomycota; Wallemiomycetes; Wallemiales; Wallemiaceae. The record is from RefSeq and is a predicted model, not a curated record. The coding region runs from base 1 to 1146 and encodes 381 amino acids. The transcript has 8 exons.